AUGGCCACGUCCAUCCUCGGGGAAGAGCCGCGCUUCGGAACGACCCCGUUGGCCAUGCUGGCGGCGACCUGCAACAAGAUCGGCAACACGAGCCCGCUGACGACGCUGCCGGAGUCGAGCGCCUUCGCCAAGGGCGGCUUCCAUCCCUGGAAGCGCUCCUCGUCCAGCUGCAACCUGGGCUCCAGCCUCUCGGGCUUCGCGGUGGCCGCGGGCGGCCGCGGCUCGGGCGGCCUGGCGGGCGGCUCGGGGGCCGCCAACAGCGCCUUCUGCCUGGCCUCCACGUCCCCCACGUCGUCCGCCUUCAGCAGCGACUACGGCGGCCUCUUCUCCAACUCGGCGGCGGCCGCGGCGGCGGCGGCGGCGGCGGCCGGGGUGUCCCCGCAGGAGGCGGGAGGCCAGUCGGCCUUCCUCUCCAAGGUGCACCCCGCGGCGGCGGCGGCCGACGGCCUGUACCCGCGCGUGGGCAUGGCGCACCCGUACGAGUCGUGGUACAAGUCGGGCUUCCACUCGAGCCUGGCGGCGGGCGAGGUGACCAACGGCGCGGCGGCGGCGUCGUCGUGGUGGGACGUGCACGGCAGCCCGGGCUCGUGGCUGGAGGUGCAGAGCCCCGCCGCCGCCGGGGGGCUGCAGGGCUCGCUGCACUCGGGCGCCCCCCAGGCCUCGCUGCACUCGCAGCUCGGCACCUACAACCCCGACUUCAGCUCGCUCACGCACUCGGCCUUCAGCUCCACCGGCCUGGGCUCCUCGGCCGCCGCCGCCUCGCACUUGCUCUCCACCAGCCAACACCUGCUGGCCCAGGACGGCUUCAAGCCGGUGCUGCCCUCCUACUCGGACUCCAGCGCCGCCGUGGCCGCCGCCGCCGCCAGCGCCAUGAUCUCGGGGGCCGCGGCCGCCGCCGCCGCCGGGGGGAGCUCGGCGCGCUCCGCCCGCCGCUACUCGGGCCGCGCCACCUGCGACUGCCCCAACUGCCAGGAGGCCGAGCGCCUGGGCCCCGCCGGCGCGAGCCUGCGGCGCAAGGGCCUGCACAGCUGCCACAUCCCCGGCUGCGGCAAGGUGUACGGCAAGACGUCGCACCUGAAGGCGCACCUGCGCUGGCACACGGGCGAGCGGCCCUUCGUGUGCAACUGGCUCUUCUGCGGCAAGCGCUUCACGCGCUCGGACGAGCUGCAGCGGCACCUGCGGACCCACACGGGCGAGAAGCGCUUCGCCUGCCCGGUCUGCAACAAGCGCUUCAUGCGCAGCGACCACCUGAGCAAACACAUUAAGACGCACAGCGGGGGCGGCGGGGGCAAAAAGGGCAGCGACAGUGACACAGACGCCAGCAACCUGGAGACGCCGCGCUCCGAGUCCCCCGACCUCCUCCUGCACGAUCCCGGGGUCAGCGCCGCCCGGGCGGCGGCGGCGGCGGCAGCAGCAGCAGCAGCGGCGGCGGCCUCGGCUGGAGGCAAGGAAGCCGCGUCCGGCCCCGGCGACUCCUAG
Pipistrellus nathusii (Nathusius's pipistrelle) is the source of this 1479-nucleotide messenger RNA. Lineage: Eukaryota; Metazoa; Chordata; Mammalia; Chiroptera; Vespertilionidae. The record is from the annotation of a GenBank genome assembly.